This is a messenger RNA of Zootoca vivipara (common lizard), 2408 nucleotides long. It is a transcript of the gene MIIP, whose product is annotated as migration and invasion inhibitory protein. Lineage: Eukaryota; Metazoa; Chordata; Lepidosauria; Squamata; Lacertidae. The record is from RefSeq and is a predicted model, not a curated record. Gene Ontology annotation, biological process: negative regulation of G2/M transition of mitotic cell cycle; negative regulation of cell migration.
UAAACAAUAAAAAGCAUUCUAUUGACCCUAACCACUGAUACUGGUAUGUGCAGUAAUAUAGGCUGUCUAUAUGUCCAAAUAAAUAUCCAAAUGGGGUUGAUAAUCGUAAGAUAUCCAUUCAGCUGUGGAAAUAAAUAUUGGGGAGAUAAACAGAUAAACACACACACAUUGCUGUUCUUGACAUUUAUAUAUUAAGACAAUUUUGGAUUGAAGAGUUGAUCUAUCAAAUAUCUCGAUAAGAGGGUGAACCCGUUGAACGUCUCGAUAAAAGGGCAGAGCUCAAAUGACCAUGGCAUGAUUUAAUUUCUUACACAAAUAUUGAGGCGCAAUGUCCUACCGGCAUUGGAGGCGCGAAGAAGUGAGAGGGAGAGGCCCCUUUAAGAGUGAAAGUAACAGGCGGUUGGUGCAAUGCAUGCUGGGUUGGGAAGGCGGAGCCGGCCAAUCAGGAGGCGUUCGGAAGCUUGGCUUUUGCUACAAAGUAGGAAACCGACGGGAGAGUUGAAUGGAAUCGGAGGAACGUAGCGUUGGCAGGCACCCAGUCAUCUAGUCCAACCCCCUUCCAUGUUGUUCUCUUUUUAAAGCAAGCAGGUGAGAAGAUGGACCUAGAGAGGCUGCGACACUUGAACCAGGACCUCCUGCGGAGGCUGAGGACGAACCAAGAGGAGUUCAGGGAGCGGGUUCGAGUCAAGCUGUUGCCACCAUCACAAAGAGCGACUCCUCAAGGCGCGUGGGUCUCGGACAGCAAGGGCGAGAGAGAGAAUAGGGAACGUUUCCCCGAAGACUCGGCCGAUUCUGCGGUGAUUGUGUCCGUGGAAGUGAGUCCCCAGCUGGCACGGCGCAACUUCGCCUCCCCCUUGAAACCCGCCUUGCCCCAGGACGAGCGAGAGGGCCGUCACCGAGGGCGCUUGCGUCCCACCACCCGGGAGACCGAGGUGAUGCACGUUCCGCCGGCUGCAGCACCCGCCAGAUCAACUCGCAAAACCGCGGUGAGUGGCGGACACCCAAAAGGACCGAGGAAGCCCAGGGUAACCGCGGGGCAUGCGGAGGCAAAAAGGCGUUCUCCAUAUUUGCACAGCUUGCCGGAGACGGACAGGCCUCAGGCCAGAGAGCAGGCGGGCCCAGGACGAGCCAAAGAGGGGAGAGGCAGGACAACAGCUUCUGUGCGGAUGUCGCCAGCCCCGAAACCAAUCCUGCUCACACCUCAAGCCAAGGAAUCUAAAGAGAAAUCGAAGAAGGAAUCUGGGCACGUGACGUUCAUGUCUGACCCUGAGGAGUGCGCCAUCCCGGCAGAUGACUGGUCGGUCCGCCCUUUCCUGGGGUACGAUUGGAUCGCAGGACUGCUCGACAUGGACACCUCCCUCUCGGAGAAACCCGAUCAGUACUUCUCCGAGCUGCAGGAAUUCCGGAAGGUGAACAGGGAGGCCUGCAUCUACGACCGGGACCUGCGAUCAGACGGUCUGGGUACCUCUGCUCACAAUCGAGAAUCGGACAUGGACUCGGGUUCCCAUCAGUGUGUCUUCUGUUACCGGCUGAAUAAACGCCUUUUCGCGGUGCCCCUGGAUUUGGAGUCUGCCUGCCCCAUCUGCAAAACCCCCAGAGCCCACCGGCCUCCAGAGUCUCUGGUGGAGCCUGCUUUCGUCAGGGUCAGCAUCCCGAGAUCCACUUUGCUCCCUGCCUACAAGCACAAGAUCCACCGCAGGAAAAGCUACGAACCUGCAGACAACCUGGCGUUGCCCUCGCACUGUUUGGCCGGUUGGCAGAACCCCGUUCAAGCUUUCAGCCCCACUCUCAGCAGCCUCGACCUUCAUUCAUCCCUGGGAGAUGUGCCGCUUGGCCAUACGAAUCGGAUCGCUGCCUCCAGAGUGUCAGGAGGAAGCAGGACCGACGAACUGCUGGACCUUUCCCGCGUGGCGGAAUUUGAACUCUGCAACCUCUCCUGGCGGAGCAAGCACCAUAAGCCGCCAUGCCACAAAGCCACUUCUAAUUAAAAGAGCUCGCCGAUUCGAACUUUCCACUUUUGGUCCUUGAUGGGGAAUGAGGAGGAGCUACGUGUGUUUAUGGAACAGGGCCUCCUCCUUCGUGAGGUUGCCUGCUAGCCUCUUGCAUCAGCACGCCGCUCAAACGCUUUGCGACAUUUGAGAAAUUGCAGGACGGGUUCGUUUUAAUACGCCGCCUUUUUAUCUCUGGUCCACGGCGGCAGGUACGCCCUUUCACAACUCUUGAAAUGAUGGAAGCAUGGUUUGAAAUCAAAAGAUUAAAAAGCGUGUUGUUGUUUUAAAAAGCCAAGGAUGGUAGCAGUUAAGGACAUUUAGAAAAACACUAAUUUGGUGGAGGAAAAGAUAUGUCUCUGUGUGCGUCUCUUAAUUGUCUUGUUUUUAAAAAAGUAAAUAAAUAUGGUUUUGACUUCA